AUGCCGCCCAAGCGUAGCACCCGGGCCUCCACCCGCGGCCCCGACCCGGUCGUCGCCGACCAGCGCAGUCGCGCAUCGGUACCUCGCACCUCGUCCACGGCGCGGCUCCGCAACGCAGCUGUGACGGCGGCCAUGGAGGCAAGCCCCGCGAAAUACAGCACGUCGUACGGCUCGCCGCCGACUGCCGCUCCCGAGAGGCAGGUCGUCGGCGCCCACGGCACCGAUCUCGCCGGCGCGUUCGGAUCCGUGCUCAGCGCGGUCCAGGAGGACAACCGGAGGGACGCUAGACAGCGCGCCGAACGGGAGGCCCAGGAGGCCAGCAGGAAGAACGAGGCCGACAGGCUGCGGCGGAUUGCCGAGGAGCGCGAGUCCCAGGAGGACGACGAUGACGACAUUGUCGAGCUAAUAGAGACCGUCGAAGAGCGGGAACAAAUCACACCCCGCCCCCAGAGGACAAACCUCCCCAGAUCAUCAUCAGUACAGCCGCCUUCGUCGGCUAUACAACCCCGGAGUACGGCCCUUCACCUGUCGAGUAGUGUUCGCAGGUUGUUCUCGGAGCCGCCCUCUCACCACAAAUUCACACCAAAUCCACCCAUGUCAACGCGGAGCUUUAUAGAAGAGAGCAACGUGUUUGGAAAUGCCAAGGUUUUUACGCCAGGCCCGUCACCGAAUGUCGAAGCUCUGUCACGGCGCGCCGACCUAGUGGCAGGUAGAAAUCAGCUUCGGCCGACGAACCUGAGCAAGGACAGCGGGUCGUCGCUGCCAAACCAGGCAGGAUCAUCCCGCCAAACGAUAGACCGGUCAGAGAAGAGCAGGCAAUCGCAACCCGUUGAACAGCUACAGCCAACACCAAAUCGGAACAGGGAGGAACAAGAAGAAGCUUCCUCUCCGCAAGAAUCCAUAUCCAGCAGGUUACGCAACAGCGCGCGCAAAGCAAGCCGGCGGUUGUUCGCAAACGCAAAUCUGAGCGACGAGGACGAGCUCCAGUCGUCGCCGCCACAAUUUCGAAACCCAGGGCCUAGCAAACGUAGCAAUCCACGAGAUUUAUCGCCAGUGGGAGAGUCGGACUUGAGUGAGGGAGAAGACGCCAUGCCUCCCAUUUCCAGGAAUCAGCGCGGCGGUGGCAAGGAGAGAGGCGGCGUCCGGCUUAAGCGACCGGCGCGCAAGAUUGUGGGGGCAGAGGCAGCGUCAGGCAGCUUCAGCAAGCGGUCGGCUAGGAGCAAGCCCGCUCGGGCUGUGGAGGAUGACGACCAGAACCAGGCGACUCCUAAGAGGAGGGACGGUCGCAGGAAACCCAGCACGCAAAUUAUCGAAAGAGAGGAGGAGGAAGAUCCUCUCCAACGACAAUCACAACUUAGAUCCCGUGUCAAUGAGGCUCAUCAACACCAGGCAGCAAAUUCUAGGAUACCUGACGACCCAACCUUUAUCCAGGGAGCAGGCAAGAGCAUGAGGAAGCUGGGGGAUAUGUGGAACAAGAUGGCCACAGCGAUUACAUUCCUAGUCCUCAGCUGGAUAGCAAUACGCGUCAUUGUUAUCAGCACGAUGACUCCCGAGCAAUACGGGAGUUACCGUCUUGACAACCGCCUACACUGGUACGGGAGCGACUGGCGGAAGAACAUACAGCAAUUCGUCCCAUACAGCCUACUACACCCACUAGGCGCCAUUAGCGACGAGGAGUUUAAUAAUUUGCAAAGCGCUUUUGGCAGCCACGAUAACCAGAUCGCCAAGCUGAAGGAUAGAGCGAGUGGGCACGACACUGCUGUGGAAAAUUUGAGGAAAAUCAUCCCCUCCGUCGUGCGCCUGGAGAAGGACAGCAAAGGCAACAAGAUCAUCCCGCAGGACUUCUGGUAUGCCUUGCGAGACCUCAUCAGCGCAGACAAGGAGUUCUUCACGCUGAAAAGGGCAAAGGAUGGCAAAUACGACAUUUCAGAUCUGCAAUGGGCGACCUUGAAGGGGCGGCUGGAGAGGAGCGGGUUUCGUACGCAGGAUAACGACGCACUGUCCGCAGGCGAGGUGGGAAAGAUUGCCCAGGACGCGAUGGCCAAAUCGUGGGAGUCCUACAUUCGGAGCAACAGCAACAGGGUAAAGGAAAUCCUGGGAGUCGACGCCAUUAAGCCUGGCGACACUGACCAGGAGGCCGCCGACAAGCUGAUGCGCUUCCUCAAGUCCAAAAGCGGGUCGCAGGAGCUCUCGGACGUGCUCGUCACAAAGGACGAGUUCCUCCGACAACUACGGGAGGAGAUGAUCCCUCACCGGCAUGAGAUCAAGGCCGAGCUUGCCGAACUAAACGAGAAGCUGCAGGAGGUUGUCCGCAACGCGACCAAGGCCCACACAGACACGACUACCCCCUCACCCUCGGGCUUCUCAGAAAAGGAAAUCGUCGCGCUCGUCGAAAGGACGGUCCGCAAAGUCCUCGGCGACACGCACCUUGAGGCCGUAGCGCAGGGCAAGAUCCGGGCCAACUACGCCGAGGAGCUCAGCCACCAGGUCAACUUCUUCUCCUUCGCCUCGGGCGCCGUCGUCAACGAGCGCUACUCGAGCCCGACGUUCGUGACCAAGCAGCCGCGCAUGGGCACGGACGAGUACAGGGAGCGCCGCCCCGGGCCGGGUCUGCCGUACAAGCGCGCGGCGCUCGAGGGCUGGCAGGAGGACGGCGACUGCUGGUGCGCGGGCAUCCGCGAGGGGCCCGAGCGCACGGGCCCCGCCGACCUCGUCGUCGACCUCGGCGUGCCCGUCGUGCCGACGCACUUUGUCGUCGAGCACAUCGACCCGGCCGCCACGCUCGACCCCGGGUCGGCGCCGCGCGACGUGGAGGUCUGGGCCGAGGUCCAGGAGGUGCGCCUGCGGCGGGUCCUCGAGGACUGGUCCCUGGCGCAGUUUGGCGCCGAGGGCCUCGCGUCGCGCGGCUACCACGAGGGCGGCAGCAGUGGCAGUAGCAGUGGCGGUAGCGGCGGCGGCGCGUCGCGGCUGAACCGCCUCGCCGCCCGGGGCUACGUCAAGAUUGGCGAGUUCGCGUACGAGAACGUCGUGUCGCGCGGCGGGCUGCAGGUCUACCGCUUCUCGCAGGAGCUGGCGAGCCUGGGCGCGUCGACCGAGAGCGUGCUCGUGCGGGCCGUGACGAAUGCCGGGUCCGACGACCAUACCUGCUUCUACAGGCUGAGGCUGUACGGGGAGCGGAGGGACGAGGAUGUGGUCCCGCAUGGUGGCGAGACUGUUGUCGGUGGUGGUGGUGGUGGUGGCAGUAGAGCGGAGAAGGAGAAAGGGUCUUCAUGGUUCGGGUGGAGUUGA
Molecule: messenger RNA, 3288 nt
Organism: Thyridium curvatum
Lineage: Eukaryota; Fungi; Ascomycota; Sordariomycetes; Thyridiales; Thyridiaceae
Exons: 1
Coding region: 1-3288 (1095 amino acids)
Biological process (GO): nuclear envelope organization
Cellular component (GO): meiotic nuclear membrane microtubule tethering complex; nuclear envelope
Molecular function (GO): protein-membrane adaptor activity
Source: RefSeq, a predicted model, not a curated record